Cuscuta epithymum is the source of this 1231-nucleotide messenger RNA. NCBI's taxonomy places the organism in Eukaryota, Viridiplantae, Streptophyta, Magnoliopsida, Solanales, Convolvulaceae. The record is from the annotation of a GenBank genome assembly.
AUAAUCAUUUAUAUUUAUAUUCGUUCUGAAUUGGGGGAGAUGAGAAUCAAAAUAAUAUCUCCCUCCCCAGCAACUCAUACUAAUCGGCGCGUUUCGACGGUUCGACCCUCUAAAGCUCUGAAAUUUCGCCCAAAUCCCACCACUACUCUGAAAGCCCUAAUCGGCGCUCUUCAAUCUUUGCUACCGGUGACUGGUGAUUCGGUGUUCCACUACCAGUCCGCUGCUUCUCAGACGUAGAUACAGGCAACGAAGACACUUGCAGUGUUCUUUCUCCGGAAAUCCCCGGAUUGUGUUAUUAUUGAAUUCACUCUGUGAUGGAAACCUCUGUUGAAGAAGAGUUGUCUGCAUUUGAAGCGAAAGUGAAACGGACCGUGUAUAUUGACAACCUCUCACCACUGGUUAAUGAAUCAGUCCUUAGGUCUGCCUUUGGUCAGUUUGGGAAUGUCACGGGUGUUCAGUUUAUUCCCAAUUACUUGGAACCAAAUGAAACCUCAAAAGCUGCUUUGAUUGAGAUGGAAAAUGCUAGGCAGGCCGAAGGGAUAAUAUCUGACAUCUCUAAUUCCCCUUUUAUGGUAUCCGGGAUGCCAAGACCUGUAAGGGCACUCCCUUCAGAAGCUUUGAUGUUUGAUGAGCGCCCGAGAAGACCGGGAAGGAAAAUACACUGCCGUUGGUUGGAAUCCGAUGAUCCUAAAUAUAAGGUGGCCGAGAAGCUUGUACACUUGACCAGGAGACAUGCUGCAGAGGCCUCUUUCCUCCGAACGUGUCAAGAGCAAGAGGAUAAAGAGCUUGCAAUCCAGCAAGCAGAGGCAUUGAAGUCCAACUACAAGAAGUAUGAGCUGAUUGACAAUGUUUUUUCUGACAAAACCGUUCAUAAGCUUGGAGAUCGAUAUCAUGUCCGUGUCUCAGAUGCUUGAAGACUUGUUCCCAUCCCAAUCUGCAAGCUUGGUCAUCUUAUUCAAAUGAUGUUUUUGUUCGUGCGAGCGCAUGUAUUUAGUGAUCUUUUGUCGUGAUCAUAUUUUGGUUGCAUGCUCUUUGUAGUUACUACGCAGUAUCCUUUUUUUACUACAACUAGUAUAGUACCCGUGCAUACGCACGGGUCAAGAACUGUUGUGCAUAUAUUUGUAUUCAAGAUUUAAUUAGAAACAAAUAAAAAUUACAUUUUAAAUUUUAAUAUUAUUCCAAAAGGUGAUUGUAUAAUGAGUACCAUAAAAUAUAAGAAAAAUAUUUAAAC